Molecule: messenger RNA, 165 nt
Organism: Saitoella complicata NRRL Y-17804
Lineage: Eukaryota; Fungi; Ascomycota; Saitoellomycetes; Saitoellales; Saitoellaceae
Product: ribosomal protein S30
Exons: 1
Biological process (GO): translation
Cellular component (GO): ribosome; cytosolic small ribosomal subunit
Molecular function (GO): structural constituent of ribosome
Source: RefSeq, a predicted model, not a curated record
GGAAAGGUUCACGGAUCUCUCGCUCGUGCCGGUAAGGUUAAGUCUCAGUGCCCCAAGGUUGAGAAGCAGGAGAAGAAGAAGACCCCCAAGGGCCGCGCCUACAAGCGUAUGGUCUACAACCGUCGCUUCGUCAACGUCACUCUUACUGGUGGUAAGAGGAGGGUA